AUGUCUUCUCGUCCGUCUACAGAGCUACACGUAGACCAUUCGACGCUCGUCAAUAAUUCCCCGCACGGUGGACCGUCCAGAGUCGACAGUCUAGACCUCGAAGCGCAUAUCCCAAAGCUCAUGGACAGCAUAAAAACAAAAGGUGGCAUAGAGACAGUGCAAGAUGCAGACGUAGAUCAAGAAAGCCGUCAGCUCGAACGUCGUACGAGCGCCGUCAAUGAUGCAUGGCCCUCUGCCGAACUCGCAGAGGAUCCAGCGCUUGCGAUGGAAGCAAAGAACGAGAAGUCGGAUUUAUUCCUCGUUACAUUCGACGAAGGCGACCCGCUUAAUCCAAAGAACUGGUCAAGAUGGUUCCGAUGGUACCUAACCUUUGCCUCUUCUCUCCUGGUCCUCAACGCCUCUUUUGCAUCGUCGGCACCUUCAGGCCUCAUCCGCACCCUCAUGUCCGAGUUUCACAUGUCACAAAUCGAAGGGACGCUCACUGUCUCCCUCUUUAUUGCCGGCUACUGCGUCGGUCCGUUUGUUUGGGCGCCGACCAGUGAGAGCAUUGGUCGUCGACCCAUGUUCAUCGUCGGCUUUUUUGGCUACUUUAUCUUCCAAAUUGCCUGCGCACUCGCCCCGAACACGGCCGCCCUCCUCGUGUUUCGAUUCCUGUCUGGCUGCUUUGCGGCCUGUCCAUUGACCAACUCGGGUGCAGUCUUAGGUGACAUAUGGGAUAAUGAAACUCGAGGUUCCGCCACAGCCAUCUUUACCCUGUCUCCUUUCGCUGGACCCGCCAUUGGUCCUAUCGUUGGAGGCUAUAUUGAGCUCUCAGGCAUCAAGUGGCAGUGGCUUUUCUGGAUCCUCACCAUCUUUUCUGGUGUAUGCUGGCUCAUGAUCCUCUUCACCAUUCCUGAGACCUACGGACCUGUCAUUCUCGUCAAAAAGGCCAAGGCCCUCCGCAAGUCCUCUGGCGAUUCACGGUACAAGGCUGCACUUGAGCUUCAAGAGGUCAGUAUGGGGAAGAAACUCGGACGCAUUCUCGGUCGUCCCUGGAAGAUCUUCUUCUUUGAGCCAAUGUUGGUCAUUAUCACCCUUUAUAUGAGUUUUGUCUACGGCCUGCUCUAUCUGUUGUUCUUGGCCUACCCAGUCGUCUUCAUCCAGGGCCACCACCUCAACGCGGGCGAAUCUGGCUUGACAUUCUUGCCCAUCUUCCUUGGUGGUGUAAUUGGAGUGAUUCUUUACCUUUACAUCUACGCGCCCAUGUACACCCGUGUCUCUCAAGCAAACGGUGGCAAAGCUUCUCCAGAAACUCGACUUCCCAUGGCCAAAAUCGGCGGUCCAAUUCUGACCAUUUCCAUGCUCUGGUUCGGCUGGACGAGCUAUCCGCACAUUUCUCUGUGGGCGCCCGUUCUUGCAGGUUUAGGAGUUGGAUUAUCUAUUGUGCUCCUAUUCUUGUCAUUGUUCAACUAUAUCAUCGACGCCUAUCUCCCCGUAGCAGCCAGUGCGCUUGCGGCGUCGACAGUCGUCCGAAGUGCAUUUGGGGCAGCAUUCCCAUUGUUUGGAAACCAGAUGUACGUCCGUUUGGACCCACGGAUUGCGUCGACCGUCUUGGCGGCCAUCACACUCCUCAUGGUCCCCGUACCGUUUGUGUUCGAAAAGCUUGGGCCGAGGAUACGCAAGAGUAGCAGAUAUGGUCUUUCCGACUAG
Molecule: messenger RNA, 1689 nt
Organism: Serendipita indica DSM 11827
Lineage: Eukaryota; Fungi; Basidiomycota; Agaricomycetes; Sebacinales; Serendipitaceae
Source: the annotation of a GenBank genome assembly